Molecule: messenger RNA, 1506 nt
Organism: Parastagonospora nodorum SN15
Lineage: Eukaryota; Fungi; Ascomycota; Dothideomycetes; Pleosporales; Phaeosphaeriaceae
Exons: 3
Coding region: 1-1506 (501 amino acids)
Source: RefSeq, a predicted model, not a curated record
AUGAACUUCCACCCGCCCUCCGCCUCGCAGGAGUUCUUAACCGCCAAAGAUGACGGCAACGACGUCGACUCGCUGGCGCAGCCGCAGAACGACGGUCGUGCCCGCCACGAAUCCAGCGAGGAUGACGAACCCAUUAUGGUCCGCCGCCAGACCCGAGAGGGGGCCAAGGAGCGGGAGGAGGGUAUGGUUCUGCGUGAGCGCCCUUCCCUUCGAGGCCCUGAGCCUAGUCGCCGUCGUGACCCCGAUAGCCACAGCCAUGAGCGUCCCGUUCUCCGUCAACCCGUUGAGUCCUCGUCAAAAAGCUUGAGCAAGCAGAAGAAGCCAGGCCCUCGUGCAUGGGCUGCCAAGCCCAUCAUGAAGAACGACAUGAAGGCCAAGAGGGAGGUGAUCCGGGAGAUUCAAGGCUACUGGGGCCAGGGCUUCAUCAAGGCGUACAUCCCCAAAUGCCACCGCCCCCUUGUUAAGCGGGGCAUCGGCAACAAGCGCUCGUAUCGUGAGCAUGAGACGGAUCCUAGAAACUGGCUACCCUCGGUCCUCAAGGCUAUCCUCAUGAUCGCCAAGCUCACUGACGACAAGAAGUGGCUGAAGAAGGCGAUGAACGACGUCGUCCGCUUGUUCACCACUGACUUUGACGUCAUUGAAGAUAUGCUCGUCAAAGAUUGGAAGGUCGCCUUCUCCUUUGAGAUCCGCUACAAGCACCUGAAGGAGGACGAUGUCACCAUUGACAACAUCCUACAGGCUGGCUCGGACCACGACGAAGAUGCUAGCGACAACGAUGAUGACAGUACGGACAACCAAUCUGAGAAUGGCUCAGGGGAUGAGGAAGACGAGGGCAUGCAGGGUCGUGGCGGUGUUUCUGCCAAGUAUCUGGAGUCGAGCGGCUACACAAAGGCGCCCAAGUAUUCUUCUCCUGCGAACCCUCGCCACCAGCCGAAGAAGCCAAAGAUGCACGACGAGACUCCUUCUAAGCGAGGCAAGCAUCAACAGUCACAGCCGCCCUACCCGCAACCAGGCAUGUAUGGCUACGGCACUCCGAUGCCCGGUUAUGGUCCGCCAAUGGACCCUUGGGGUCGUCCCAUGCCAGGCUACGGUGGUCCAGAUGGGUUCAACAACGGAUACGGAGGAUAUGGCGGCGGCGGCUAUGGCGGUUAUGGUGGCUAUGGCCCUCCACCUGGUCACGACGCUCGGCAAGGCACACAACCACCUUCAAACCCUCGAAACAUGUCGCAAUACCCUCCCCCAAACUUUGUGACGACUCCGGCUCCGAGCAUACCAGGCUCAGACCCUGGUGCAUAUGGCAAUCCCUACCAAGGCGGCCAAGUUCGUAUCAAGCGCGAGUCUCCCCCUGAUGACUUCGAAGGCUCUUCGAACGACAUAGGCGAACAGGAUGAUGACGAGCAAGAGGACAGCAGGGCUGCUGCUGAUGCUGAGGUGGAGGCCAUGGAAUUGGAGCUGAAGCUGGCGAAGCUCAAGGCUGCACGUCUGAGAGAGCGCAAAAAGAAGUGA